Diutina rugosa is the source of this 2259-nucleotide messenger RNA. RefSeq names its product snoRNA-binding rRNA-processing protein (gene NOP14). Gene Ontology annotation, cellular component: small-subunit processome; Noc4p-Nop14p complex; nucleolus. Bases 1 to 2259 code for a protein of 752 amino acids. NCBI's taxonomy places the organism in Eukaryota, Fungi, Ascomycota, Pichiomycetes, Serinales, Debaryomycetaceae. The transcript has a single exon. The record is from RefSeq and is a predicted model, not a curated record. Gene Ontology annotation, biological process: maturation of SSU-rRNA.
AUGGCCGGGUCCCAGCUCAAGCUGUUAAAAGCAGCGCUCGCCAAGGAGGGGCUCAUCGGGGCUCAGAAGAAGAAGAAGCUGAGCGACAAGCGCCGCAGUGACACGGAGAAGGUCAUCAGAGGCAUCCGCGAUGAGUACAACCGGUUCGACCAGAACGUCAACCGCACCAAGCGCGACGUCCUGGUGAUUGCCGGCGGCCAGUUCGUCAAAGAAGGCAGUGACCAGCAUAACGAUGUCCUGAGACGGAAAGGCGCCAUCCAGCGCACCCUCAAGUCGCAGUACGAGCUUGAGCGGAAGCAGAAGGGGAAGCAAGGGGGGCUCAUUGACCGUCGUUUUGGCGAAAAGCACAAGGGGUUGCUGGAGGAAGAACGCAUGCUUGAAAGAUAUCGUCGGGAACGGGCUAAGGAAGCGAAGAAACGGGUGUUUUCGUUAGAACUGGACGACGAAGGCGCCGAUGACGAUGAAGGGUUUAUCUUGACCCACGCCGGUAAACCUUUGGCCGUCGACGAUGACGACGAUAACAUCCCUUUGAAACACCCCAACGAAGAAGAUAUGGUUGAAGCCGCUCCCACUAAGCGCAAGCUGAAACGUGAAGUGAUGAAUGAGAUUAUCGCUAAAUCUAAGUUCUACAAGAAACAGAGACAAGAUGCUCAUGCCCAACAACAAGAGGAGAUCAUGGACUUAGACGAUGAGUUUGAAGAUGUCAUGGACGCAGUGAGAGAGUCGCAACCGGCUAAACCUCAAUUCUCGCUGAAGCUGGAAGAGGAUAUCGCCUACGACCAGAGAGUGAGGGAAUUGACUUACGACCGCCGUGCGGCUCCUGCUGACGCUACUGAAACCGAAGAAGAGAUUAAGAAGAAGGAAGAAGAGCGGUGGAAGAAGUUGGUGGCGGCCCGAGAGGCACGUAUGACUGCUCGUGACGCUGAAGGUGACGACUUGGAUGACUACUGGCACCAGCUGCUGGACGACGAAGAAGGUGAAGAAAUUGACGGUGAAAAAGGCGAAGACGGUGAUGAUGAAGAUGGUGAAGGUAGCGGUCGUUUCAGCCGCAAACCGUUGGCGGUGGCGAUGCCGUCUCUGCUUAAAGACUUCCCCGAAGAGAAUGUCGGCGAGUUUAUUGGCCAAGUAGCUAAGGCAUACGCGCCUCACUUGGCUGAAGGCAACAAGCAGUUGAUGGACAACUUUGUCGCGCUUUUAUUUGAGUAUACCGUGGCCCACCCACAACACGCUGAAGUGACAAUCCCUCAACUUCGUAAAUUGGCUCUGAAGUAUAAUGAGGAGUUAGUCACUCGAGUACGCAAUGAAAUCAACACUAUACGCGACCACUUGUUGCUGGGAGACGUUUCCGGUGCUGACAUCUUCUACUUUGUGGCCAUUGGUCUCAUCUUCUCCACCUCGGACCACUACCAUCUCGUAGUGACUCCCGCGGUGAUUAUGAUCAACGAGUACCUUGCCUCGCUUACUAAAGAGCUGUCGUUGGCUCAGGUGUACAUUGGUGUCGCUCUAGUCGAUAUCUACCUCCAAUACCAGCGUCUUUCCAAACGGUAUAGUCCCGAAGUGGUUCGUUUCAUGGCAUUGGCGUUGAGCCGUCUCGUACCUGAACCGCUGAAAGUGGACGGCAGCGAGCUGACAGAGCUGAAUCUCGGUGCUAAGCCACCCAAGAAACCCGUCACUGCGCCGCUUUCUCUCUCAGCAUUGCCUAAAGGGGACGUUGACCUCCGAUACCCGGUGCUCCUCAAACUCAUCAAACAAGUGGGCCAAAUCACCGACUUGUGGCGAGAUCUUGGGGUGCUUCUUGACAUUGGCGAUGCCCUCGGUCCCUGGGUGAACCACACCGCUAAAUACUACGCUGGCGCUAACCCAGAAGUCGCUUCCACUGCCACCAUGGUGGGUAAGCUUACUGAGGCCGCCAGACGCGACCGCAAGCCGUUGACGUUACAGUACCACCGCGCCAUCGCCAUCCCCACCUACGCGCCUGCUUUCGACGAAAACUUCAACCCCAACAAGCACUACGACAACAACGUCCACCGGGCCGAGUUGAACAAGUUGCGCCACACGUUGAAGAAGGAACGCAAGCAAACGCUCAAGGAUAUCCGCCAAGAACAGAAGUUCAUCGCGGGGGAGAAGAUCAAGGAGACGAAGCAAUUCUACGACGACUACCACAAGAAGAUGUCGAACAUCAUCAACUCGAUCCAGACGACAGAGGGGAGGGAGAAGAACGAGUACGACCGCGAAAGAAAGCGCCGGAAACAAGGUUAG